AUGUUCGCGAGCAGAGCUCUCACCACCGCUCUCCGAGCUGGUGCCCCCCGCGCACCCAUUGUUGCCCGCGUCGCCGCCGUCCGAAGCUACGCAGCUGCUGCCCCAGCGGCGCCCGCCAGCACCAACACAUCGACGAGACCUCCCGUUGCCCUCUUUGGCAUUGAUGGAACCUAUGCUAGCGCUCUGUUCACUGCCGCCGCAAAGACCAGCACGCUCGAACCCACCGCCAAGUCUCUCGAGGCCCUCUCCAGCGUCUUCAAGAAGGAUGCUAAGCUCGCCGAGGUCCUCUCCGCUCCCACUCUCAGCGCCGCGGACAAGGACCAGAUCAUUGCGGAAUUGACCAAGCACAUCGGUACCCAGGACAAGGAGGGUGUUGUCAAGAACUUCCUCUCCACGUUGGCUGAGAACAACCGAUUGGGUGCCUUGGAGGGUGUCGUGGAGAAGUUCAGCAUCUUGAUGGGAGCACACAGGGGCGAGAUCGAAUUGACCGUCACAAGCGCUGCGCCGCUCGACAACAAGACCCUCUCCCGCCUCGAGGCUGCCGUCCACAAGUCCGACUACGUUGCCAACGGCCAGAGACUCAAGGUCGUCUCCAAGGUCAACCCUGAGAUCAAGGGUGGACUCGUCGUUGAGAUUGGCGACCGUACCAUUGAUCUUUCCGUCUCCUCCAAGAUGGCCAAGAUGAACAAGCUCCUCAAGGACACUUUGUAAAUAUAUACCACUCCUAUAUCUGGCGCGGUAGAGAUGAAUGUGACGGGUACUUGGGCUUGUGUACUUUAGAAGAUUCGUGAAAAAGACAAUCUGCAAAUGUUCCACCACCCUU
Molecule: messenger RNA, 823 nt
Organism: Aaosphaeria arxii CBS 175.79
Lineage: Eukaryota; Fungi; Ascomycota; Dothideomycetes; Pleosporales
Product: OSCP-domain-containing protein
Exons: 3
Coding region: 1-711 (236 amino acids)
Biological process (GO): proton motive force-driven mitochondrial ATP synthesis
Cellular component (GO): membrane
Molecular function (GO): proton-transporting ATP synthase activity, rotational mechanism
Source: RefSeq, a predicted model, not a curated record